CUAAUUUUGCCUGAAAGUAAUCAUCAGCACCAUAUAUACGCCGGUGUGAAGUGGCCGCGCGAGGUGCCAGUUUCGUUCUCAUCUCCGUUCUCUGGAUUGUCCCCCGCUCCCCUCUUCCGGUCUUCCACUCUUCCCCAUGUCGGACGCGUAUAGGAAAGCCAAGCCCGGCCGCCUCGUCUUCAAGGGCGGCGAAGCCGCCUCCAUCCACAAGCCAAAGAAGCACAAGAAGAAUAAGAAGCCCGCGUCGGACGCCCUCGCCGACGGCGACAUCGAGGCCGCAGCCGCGGCCGCGGAGGGUGCUGAAGGCGGCGGAGGUGCCGGCAGCGGCACUGGCGACGACUACACCAUCGACGCGGCGAAGAAGAUGAAGUACGAGGAACUCUUCCCUGUGGAGUCGAAGAAGUUCGGGUAUGACCCCGACAACGCCGCCCGCGCUGCCGCCCGGAACCGCACCGUCGAGGAAGCCCUCGACGACCGCGUCCGCAAGAAGGCCGACCGCUACUGCAAAUGAGCUGUAUUGCUCAGUGUAUUGAAGAUGGCCUCUUUGGAGAAUUAUGAUCCUUCACGGCAUGUUGUUUAGUAGUCAAAGUGCUAGUCAAGCAUUUUCCUUAUGCAUAUUUGUACUAGUAAUUAGCAAACAUAAGGAUUCUUGCACAUGUUAUUCCGAUAAACUUGUUCUGCCCUCUUUGGGUUGAUUAAGAGAAUACUACCGCCUGGAGAUUGUUUAUUUUGUAGUGCUGUGUUUUAUGCUAAUGGUUAGCAACUUAAUAGAGACCAGAAGGUGAAAUUGAGUAGUAA
This is a messenger RNA of Zea mays, 798 nucleotides long. RefSeq lists its product as uncharacterized. The transcript is spliced from 2 exons. The coding region runs from base 137 to 511 and encodes 124 amino acids. NCBI's taxonomy places the organism in Eukaryota, Viridiplantae, Streptophyta, Magnoliopsida, Poales, Poaceae. The record is from RefSeq and is a predicted model, not a curated record.